ACAUGAUUAUGAACAUGGAGGAACAGAAUGUAAACAACUUCAUGGAGAGAAGUGGAAACUGAAAGUAGAGAGUAUUUUCUCAUUGUGCCAUAUUUGGUAUAAAUAUAGACGGUGACAUCAGAGCAUUACCACAUAAAACAUAUCCAUUGGAUAUUGUGAAUAAAUAAAAAACUAUUUUAAAAGCAAAUCAAAUUUUUGCUGAAACAUGAGAAGAGACACAAGCAGAACCAACUGUGGUGCUAUUAAGACAAUUAAGACGUAGAUAAGUAACUACAAUGAAUGCCAUAAUAUCUCUGUGUCAUUUCUGUGAAAUACAUGGCCCUCAGGUGUUAUUUUGUACCCAGCCGAGCCAUCCUCAGGGUAUUGAGGGUGGGGUCAGCGGGGUGGGCGUCGUCGUCGAGGAGCAGUACAACACCAUGCAGCUCCUACUGUCUCGAACACAGGAGCAAGAUGGAGCGCAGGACCUCAAGUCUCUUGUCUCAGAACCCAGCACACCCACUCCUUCAUCAGGAAACCACUGUGAGGGCUGUUACUCAGUGAAGCCUGGCUUUGUGAGUCAUGAUGACGACGUGAAGGUUAGCUAUGUAAGCAGUCGACAACCUCACAACCGAGAAGUUUUCAGCAUGAUCCGACAAGCCUGUUUACGCAGCCUUACUGGAGAGGUGUGCCCUGGGACUGAAGGACCCAUAUUUUUUGGAAACGACCAGCAAGGUCAUGUGAUAUCCUACUCCUUCCAUAUAAAGGACUUCCAGGCCCGAGGCUUUCAGAGGCGAUAUAGCAUUAUUAUUGUAAUGAUGGACAAAAUUUAUUUGUUGAACUCCUGGCCAUUUUUAGUGAAAAAUCUCAAAAUAGUAGUCGAACAUUUACAAGAGAAGGCACAGAAAGUUCAUGAUGUUGAACAAACUAAAAGUCCUAGAGAACCAAACAAACUUGCCUCAUUCAGGAUAAACCCCAAGCCAGCUCGCUCACUAAUGGAACUGACGGAAGAUAGAAAUAUAUUUAAGAUUCUCCAUGUUUCCUUUGUGUGGAUACUUAAGGCAUGUGGUAAUCGGAUCACGGAGUCCCUCCUAGAGGGACCCCCAACAGAGGACUCAAUCAUAGACAUGGAGAAACAAGAAGAGACAGAAGAAGGCUUCAUCAAACUGUUUAAGAAGGAUGAUACAGAGGAGGAUAUAGAAGAGGAGAAAGAAACAGAAAAGGAGGGAGAAGAGGAAGAGGACGAAGAAGAAUCAACAUCAGCUGUACAGAACAUCAGAUAUUUACUGAGGAGUCUUGGGGAGAAGAAGUUCCAUAUCCUUGCCCAUCAUGCUGUUAUUGGUAACCAAAUCAUCGUCAGAGGUGCUUUAAAACCUGCUGUCAAAGCCGUUCUAAGUGCACUGAAGUGUAUCGUACCUAAGGGAUGCUGUCGGGUCGUGUCAUACAGUCAGGAAUACGAAGCAUCAUGGAAAUGUAAUUUCCUUGGCCUGGCUCCAGACGUUCACAUUCCAAACCACAUCAUGGCCACAGAAAUGUUUGUACUGGUAGAGGUUAUCUCCCCUGAGGUUGAUACCACCGUUCCCACCACUAUUUCUCCCCCGGGUCUUGACCAGCUCAGAGAGUGUGAUUUUAGCCUGGCUAGUCCAACAACACUACCGGAUAAAGGACCUGCUGUUUUAACAAAAAUGGAGAUGGCUUUGAAAAAUGAAAAUCUCACACAGGAAGUUCUAGAACAAUAUCUUAUCUGUCUCAAAGAGGAAUGGAUGAAUAAAGUGAAAGUUUUAUUCAAGUUCACAAAAGCAGGUGGCAGUAGGUCUGAAGAGGACACCAAGAAACUAUUACAAGUGGUCGGUGCUCAGGAGGAGGAUAAACAGCUACUCAAGUUCUGGAUGACGGGGCUCAGCUGUCACUAUAAAACUCACAUACUGUCAACUACCAAAUCUCACCACUGAAAACAGAAAUAAUGGGGGUAGGGGUACAUGAGGGGGUUUGGCAGGGGAGUUUGCAUGUAUAAACAGCAAUCAUAUUUUAACAGCAAGUAUAUGAUUUGUCCACAGAUACAGAAUUAUAGAAUGUACUGUAAAUUUCCCCCUCCUAUAUGUACUGUUACUGUAUAUAAAAUACGUACAUGUGUUACAUACAGAAUGUUUCCCACCUGGGUGUACUUAGUGACCUUUGCUAUUGUGACGCCACAAUCAGAUGGGACUACACAUACAUGUAUAACAUAUUAUGAGGUCACAAUUUAAAGCCCAUCAAAAUGUUGUUUGACCGACUACGGCAAUCAGUUGUCGGUAACAGACACCACCUCAUGAACUAUAAUUUCACAAGCUUGCCAGUUAGUUGUUGCAAAAUAACAGUAAAUUCAAGGUACCCUACAUUUUUCUCCUCUUCCUAGAUACGGUCAUAGUUAACAUGUUCGUUAUCCAGAAAUAUUGCUAUAUAUAUAAGUGUUGCAUUUAUAUUGUCAGUGUAGUGUUUACAUAACUUUCUGGUAAGGGGUGCAAGAAAAAGAGUAAAUCAUUUUGUAGAAAUAUGGCAUAAAGAUAUUCAAAACCCUCGGGCUCCCGCAUCCCAUAUCCUUACAUGUGCUAGACUGUAUUGGUUAUUUAGCAGUUUUAAUUUAGGGCUUUUUCCUUAAUUAACAUCUGUGCAAUACAGGAUUUUUUUCCCCAUCAUUUCCUUUAUAUGGCUCACCUAGCCCAAAGGGGGUAGAGGGGCGGGGCCAAAUAGGGGGAAAAUAGGUAAAUCUAUAAAAAUCUUCUUCUUCUCAACCAAUUUUGACCAAAU
Messenger RNA from Mizuhopecten yessoensis (Yesso scallop), 2763 nucleotides. RefSeq names its product folliculin-like. Bases 276 to 1928 code for a protein of 550 amino acids. Gene Ontology annotation, biological process: positive regulation of TORC1 signaling; negative regulation of transcription by RNA polymerase II; positive regulation of GTPase activity. Gene Ontology annotation, cellular component: cytosol. The transcript is spliced from 9 exons. Lineage: Eukaryota; Metazoa; Mollusca; Bivalvia; Pectinida; Pectinidae. Gene Ontology annotation, molecular function: GTPase activator activity. The record is from RefSeq and is a predicted model, not a curated record.